UGGGAAAAACACGUCAUUUCUCACUUUUAAUUUUAACGAUAGAGUUAACGUACCAUGUCUCAAGGUCAAUCAAAUUCCUUUUUCAACGGAUCUUUUGCGCUCCAUUUUUUGCACCCCCGCAAUCGCUUGUUGCCUGUUGCGUUUACAAGAUCUAGAGAGACAAAGAGCCAGAGUUUCCAUUAUCACCAAAAGCAUUCCGAUCCACAAUAAAUAAUCCACCAUGCCCAACAAGGAAGGUUUUGAACGCACGGCUCUGCAAGCCGCGGAAGCCAAUGGCGACCAAUCCGGCAAGGUCUUUUUGAUUACUGGGGCAUACGGUGGCCUGGGCAUGGAGACCACCAAAGCAUUGUUGAAGGUCAAGGGCCAAGUGAUUUUGGCGGGUCGCAACGAAGAGACCAUGAAGUCCUUUGUGAGUCAGUUGGAAGCGGAAGAAUACGACAUGGCAUUGGUGGAUGCCGUUGGACCUCCUUGCGAUUUGGCCGACUUGGAGCAAGUAAAGGCAUUUGCGGCGUACGUCAAGGAAAAAUACACCAAGCUGGAUUGCGUCAUUUUGAAUGCUGGCGUGAUGAUGUGCCCAGCGGGAGUCACCAAGCAGAAUCUAGAACAGCAAGUUGGUGUCAAUGUCGUGGGGCACUUUCUUUUGGCGCUUUCCCUGUUGAGUAUUACCAGUCGUCAAGUCUGGGUGUCCAGUAAGAGCUACGAAGCUGGAGGAAAGCGCUUUGACUUUGAUUGGUUUCAAAACUUCAAGGCAGAUGAUCCAGAAUACGACGCCAAUUUCGCCUAUCAACAAUCCAAGUUGGGAAAUAUUCUCCUGGCCAAGGAAUUUGCAAAGCGCGAUAAUGGCAACGAAGCCGUCAAAUUGGAGACCGUGGCACUCCAUCCCGGAAUGGCGGAUACCAACUUGGGCCGCCAUGUCCCAUCCUACGUCAAGGGCGCCACGACGUUGAUGGGGUGGGUUGGCAUUCUCUCCAAAAAGACCGCGGAACAGGGAGCAGCUACAACAGUCACAUGUGCCACAGCUGCAUUGGUCCAAAAUGGAGCGUACUACGAAGAUUGCGAGCCAGUCAACAAACUCGUUGGAAAUGUCAAUGUCGAGGAGGACGGCAUCCGAUUGUUUGAUCUUUGCGUCGAACUAACCAAAGAUUUUCAGCAGUAAUUGCGAUUUUGAUGCAUUCGCUGUAGUGAAGCAACACUGUGACGCCGAGCCACCUUUCUAUUUUUUAACAAAUGGAAGAUUCCAUCUAUCCAUCCAAACAAACAAACGAACGCAUGAGUCUAGAUUCGUAGGACACCAUCAUAAAACUAAACUUUUCAUUACGAAUGCCGU
Messenger RNA from Seminavis robusta, 1327 nucleotides. Lineage: Eukaryota; Bacillariophyta; Bacillariophyceae; Naviculales; Naviculaceae. The record is from the annotation of a GenBank genome assembly.